Molecule: messenger RNA, 5792 nt
Organism: Monodelphis domestica (gray short-tailed opossum)
Lineage: Eukaryota; Metazoa; Chordata; Mammalia; Didelphimorphia; Didelphidae
Product: zinc finger protein 10-like
Biological process (GO): regulation of transcription by RNA polymerase II
Molecular function (GO): DNA-binding transcription factor activity, RNA polymerase II-specific; RNA polymerase II cis-regulatory region sequence-specific DNA binding
Source: RefSeq, a predicted model, not a curated record
GUGCUAUAAGAAAAGGUCGCCUUAAUAUAUUAAGGAUUGCAAAUAGCUUCUGACUUGAAGGAAGAGGCCUUGUAUGCCUGUAUGUAUGUAUCCCAAGGAUCUGAUGCCGUUGCCAAGGGAAAUAGCAGGAAGGAGGAAGCAAGGGCAGAUUCUGGGGGCCUUGAUUGGUGAGCUUGAGGACGCUCAGGAAGCAGUCAGACGACCUCGGAUUCAGUCUUCCGGGUCACAUACCGCCAGUGACCCUGGGUAAAGGGCAGGAUAUCCAGGCCUGUUUCUCCGCUGGGGGAGCCCCAGGGGCCUUCCAGCUCGCCAAUGAGCUCCCUUCUGGCCACGGGAGAAAGCGAAGAAGUGACCGGGGAUAGGGAACAGUGGGAGAGGUCUCGUUUCAGGGAGCUCAAAAUGUGGAAGGAGAAAGUGCUCCUCCCUUUGGGGGCAGGGCGAGAAGCAAACGUAUCUUCUGAUUGGCGAGUUUGGGCGGGAGCCGGAUGACUCCAAUUGGUCGAGUUCCUGUGAGGGCGGGGCGGGGCCUACUUACACUUUUCUCAGUCCGGAAAAGAGAGCUGUGGGAGGGCUUGGAGAAAGGAACUAUGCGCCUCAGGGCUGGAAUCCUGGCGGGGAGACAGGGCAUGCGCACUGACUGAACUGACCCCCUCCUCUCGGUCUUUGGGAGGGAGGAGUACAACGAGGUGGGGAGUCGGCCUUGGGUAGUUGAGACUGAGCAUGCGUAAAGCCUGAUGAACGAGCGAAACCUGAAACUGACUGAGGGGAUGAGACUGAUCAUGCGCAGAGGUUGGCUAACGGGACUGAAGGAAACCUGAAAUGACUGAGGGGAUGAGACUGAGCAUGCGCGAAGGCCAGUCCUUGACCUUGUGGAUGGGCUUCCGGAAAGAAAAAGACUUACUUUGGGGGAUCCUGGAAAGAAGCUUGGGAUGGAGUGUCAAAAGGACAGCAGAAGAGUCGGAGAAGUGACUGGGAGAAAGCUGGAGGCGGGAGCUGAGCCUUCUAAAGCUCCUGCCUUGGCCCAGGACAGGAGUCUGGAGAAAGGAAGCGCUUUGGAGUUGCUGACAGCCGGAUACCAGCGCCCGCUGACCUUCGGGGACGUGGCCGUGGACUUGUCGCUGGAGGAGUGGAGGCGCCUGAGCCCGGCUCAGCGGGGCCUGUACAGGGAGGUGAUGCUGGAGAACUACGAGCACCUGGUGUGCGUGGGAGCACAGCUUCCAUUUCCCAAACCACACGUGAUCUCCCUGUUGGAAAGAGGAGAAGCACGCUGGACAGUGGAAGCAGGCGUCCCCAGAGGCCCUGCGCCAGAUUCAUUUAAUGGGGAGAACGGGUGUGAGAACAAGGACACAGCUCUUACAGAAGCCACUUGCCUGGGAGCAUCAGCCAAAGAAAGAGGACCUCACAACAGACCCUGCUGUCUUACUAUGGGAGAGUGUGCGACAUGUCAGGUCAAGUUGAAGGCCAAGGAAGGAGAGUCCCACCAAAUAACAGUCACUCAUGAAAGAACAUCAGGCCAGGGAAAUGUCCCAGGAAGUAAUUCUUUGGUGAGACAUCUUACACUGGGGCCAGUCUGUUUUGCUGAAGAAAGAGCUACUGUAGGAAAAAGUCUCCACGAAUUUAAUACACUUGCAAAGAGCCUGAGAGACUUUUCAGACAAAGAUCAGUGUAACAGAGGCUCCUCAGGGAAGAAGCUUCAUAAGUGUAACAUUGGCAGGAAAUUUUUCAUCUACCACUCAGAUGCCAUUAAAUGUCAUAUAGCUGGUGAAAAGCUCUAUGAAUGUAGUGAAUGUGGAAAAGCUUUUGACCAGAGGUCAAAUAUCACUGAAUGUCAGCAAAUUCAUUCUAGAGAGAAACCCUCUGAAUUUAACAAAUGUGGGAAAUAUUUCAGGGAGAGGGAAACCCUCAUUAGACAUCAGGAAAUUCAUCCCAAAGUAAAACUCUUCAACUGUCACGAAUGUGGGAAAGUCUUCAGGGAAAAGCGCUAUCUUAAAAGCCAUCAGAGAACCCAUACUGGAGAGAAACCUUUUGAAUGUAAUGAAUGUGGGAAAGCUUUCAGUGUUAGGCAAAACCUUUCUAGACAUCAGGGAAUCCAUAUUGGCCUGAGACCCUUUCAAUGUAAUGAAUGUGGGAAAGCCUUCAGAGUGAAGGAUCACCUUAAAAUGCAUCAGAGAACUCAUACUGGGGAGAAACCCUUUAAAUGUAAUCAAUGUGAGAAAGCCUUCAGCCACAUAGGAAGCCUUAGUAGGCAUCAGAGAAUUCAUACUGCAGAAAUCCUUUGAAUGUAUUAAAUGAGGAAGAACCUUGAAUGACAGGCUGGAUUGUAAUAGCCAUCUGGGAAUUUCACUGUAGUGUAACUCUUAAAUGUAAUGAAUCAGGGCAGCUAGGUAGAAUAGUGGAUAGAGCUACAGGCCCAAAGUCAAUAGGACCUGAGUUCCAAUCUGGCCUCAGAUACUUCCUGGCUAUGUGUCCUUGGGCAAGUCACUUAACCCCAACUGCCUAGCCCUUGCUAUUCUUCUGUCUUAGAAUGAAUACUAACACAGAAAAAAGGUGGUAAGGAUUUAAAAAGAAGAAAAGAAUGCAAUGAAUCUAGGAAAGCCUUCAGGGUGAAGGAUCACCCUAAAAGCAAUCAGAGAACUAUUCUGGAGAGAAGUGCUUUUAAAUAUAGGGAAAGUAGGAAAUAGUUCAGAAGAGGCAGCUUUUUGGUAGACAUCAGGGAAUUCAUCCUAGAAUAAAACCUUGAAUGUAACAAAUGUGGGAAAAACCUUCAGCCCAUACUUAUCACCUUAGAGUGCACCAGACAUCAUACUGGGGAGAAAUCAUUGAAUAUAAUGGAUGGGGUAAGCUAUUCAGAGAGGCAAACCCUAAUUGUCCAUCAGAGAAUUCAUGCUGGAAUGAGUCUUUUUGAAUGUUAGGAAUAUAGAAAAGCCUUCACACUAAAGGAUCACUUGAAAAGACAUCAGGGUACUCAGAUUGGAGACAAACUUUAAAAUGAAAGAAUGGGAGAACCUUCAGUGACAAGCAGAAUUUUUUCAAAUAAUUCCUAGUGAAAGGAAACUGAAUUGAAUAGAUGUGGGAAGUCUUUCAGAAAGAAAGAAUACCUUGCCAGCCACCAAACAAUUCAUACUGACAUGAAAAGCUCUGGAUGUAAUGAAUGUGGGAUAAUCUUCAGCCCCCAAGAAAGACUUAAUAAACAUUGGAAAACUCAUACUGGAAGUAAGCCUUUUGAAUGCAGUGAAUACCAGUCCUUCACUGAAAAGCAGCUCCUUAUUAAAGAUCAAAAAGCUCAUAAAGUGAGAAAGAUGCUCUCCACAUUCAGAGGAAGAACUGUGGGAACAGAAACACAGAAGAAAAGCAACUUCUUGAUCACAUAGGUUGAUGGGGAUAUAAUGGAGGAUGUAGACUCUAAGCGAUCACCCUAAUGCAAACAUCAAUAAUAUGGAAAUGGGUCUUGAUCAAUGACACAUGUAAAACCCAGUGGAACUGUGUGUCAGCUACAGGAGGGGGUAGGGAAGGGGAGGGAAAGAGUAUGAAUCUUGUAACCAUGGGAAAAUAUUCUAAAUUUAUUAAAUAAAUUUUUCCCAAAAAAAAGGCUCAUAAAGGAGUGAAUCGCUUUGAAUAUGGUGAAUGUGGAAAAGCCUUUGAUGGAGAAGUAUGUCCUCAAGGCAUCAAGGAGUUCAAUGUAGAGUGAAACCCUUUGAAAGCAAGGUUCUGGAAAGCCUUCAAUGUAAAGUAAGUCCUUUUUAGAUACCAGAGAGUUCCUGAAGAGGAACCAUUUGAGUGUACAGCCUUCACUGAAGCAGUUUUUCUGUCUAUUAGAGGACCCAGUCUAAUGUUCAAUACUCUGGAUGUAAUGAAUGUGAAAGCCUGCAGCCAAAGAGGAAGAUUUAUACCUCGGGAAACUUACUGGAGAAAGAGAUGAUCUGUGAAUGCAAUGAACAUGGGAAAGCCCUCAGGAAAAAAGACUGCCAAAAAGCCUUGCUUUGCCUCAUACAAGAGCAAAAUUUUACAAAAAAUCAGCAAAGUCAAUAUAAUGAAAAAUAACUUCACACAUUUAUAAAUAGAUACAGAUUGACAUCAUAUCUACACACAUACAUACAUGACUGUCACACACACAUUGUUCUGUUCUUGUGGAACCUCUUGCCUCUACAAAGGAAUAAUGAAAGUGUCUUUUCACAUGUCUUUGGGGUCAAGCUUAUUCUUUUUAUUUUGGCAACAUUGAUUCUUGAUUGUUUUGUUUUGGUUCUUCCCAUUUGCAUUGUUCUAGGAUGAAUUUAUAACAAAACAGGAUCAGGGCAAUUAGGUUGGCUCCACUGAGGCUCUUUGAGGACACAGGCCAAGCUUUAUGGUCACAAAAGCUAAAGAAUAGCCCAGGAGGGUCUCACUUACAGGCAGAUAUUGGGGGUGUCAGCUUAUCCCGACUCAGGUCAGGGGUUGAACAGCCACAAGAACAAUCUGUGAAAGGGAAUUCUUUAUUCUCUUUGCCUAUAUUGAGUUAAUCAACCAAAAACUCAAAAACACCCCUACUUAGCAGUAAGUAAGGGAGUUCACAGUCACUUUCUUUUAACUCAGUCAGAAACUUGUGAAUCCUUUGCUAAGAGUUGAUACCUUCAGAGGAUGAGAGGUGGAUCCCAAAGACACUGCCCCUGGGCAGUGCUAGACAAUUUGGAAACUGUAAUCAGCCCCUGUGAAAAGGGGGAGGGACAAGAAGUCACCAUAAAAGCAAGCCCCAAACUCCCUCAGAACAGAUUGUCUUUGAGAAGAUAGUCUGAAGAGAUUGUCUUCUGGAGAUAGUAUUCUGACUGGGAGUCUUGGAGAUUGUGGCUUCAACUUGGACUCUGACUCCUGGACUACUUUGUUAGGUGAGUGAAAGGCUGACUCCUUUCCUACUUUCCUAAGAGACUAGCUUGCAUCUUGGAGGAGGCCUUGAGGUUACUCACCACCAGCCUUUCUGGUUGAGAGCUAAUUAAUCUCUGCCUGGAUUAAGCAGACCCAGAGUAAACAUUUAGAUUGAUAGGCUAGAUAACCGCUCUAACCUCUUCACAUUUCUCUACUUUAGUGUUUCCUCUCCAUUUUGUAAAUAUUUGUAAAUAAAUUUCUGACUUGAGAUAUAAUAAAUAUUGGCAACCACAUAAUUUCAUAAAAUUAUUGUCCAACCAUUAAAUUUAACCCUUACAAGUCAGAGCCCUCUCUAUACUGGGGGCAUAGUCUAGGUGUCAGGAAAAACAGAAUGUGGCUUUGCUGCUUAUGCUAGCUACCAGGCAUGGUAAGGGACAACCCUAUCAAUCAUUUUGACCAGGUAAAAUUGUAACGCUUUUUGUAAAAUAUAGAUGCAUUUGGGUGAAGAAAGGAAACCAUUGGGGUCCGGGCAAGCUUUAUAUCACUUCCAGAUAAGGAUUUGCUUUUCAGGAUACGGAGGGCCAAAAAUCUAUUCCUCAGUAAGUCAUUAAAAGAUACACAAACACUUCUCAAAGGAUGAGUUGUAUCACCUUAACAACUGGGGAAAGUGCCCCUAAUCACUAAGAUGAGAAAUAUGAAUCAAAGCAAGCUUGACGUUUCAUCACAGCCCUACAAACUGGCCAAGAUGACCAAAACAGGGGAUGGCCUUGUGGACGAGAGGCUGCAGAAGGAGACUACAAUAAUGGAUUGGGAUAUGAAAAAGCCACUGAGAGGUUUCAAAGUUCUGCUUGCAGAUUCUUUUUCAUGUUGGCAAAUGAAGAGGCAGAGGGAGCAGUAUCUAUUUUCAGUAAACCAUGCCUUUUAUCCUUUGUCACAAAUAAAAUAAUUUGAUGGUA